CUCGCGGAUGCCCGAAAAUGGCACACUAUGAUCAACGUUGGCUGAAACUCUUCUCCGGCUGCCUUUUCCUCCUUUUGCUGGCUCUGCAGGUUUCAGAGGCCAAGCGAUCAAAUGCCAAUCUCACGGCCUGCCAGCACUUAAGACGCUCGGAAACGAGAAGAGCGAAGGCCCUGCAAUCGGGAUUGGAAGGACCAUCGAUUCGAGUACCUCGCUGCCAAAAGAACGGUGACUUUGACACGAUCCAGUGUCAGGAUGAGAAAGCUGGCCGGGAUUGCUGGUGUGUGGAUGACUACGGCGUGGAGCUGCCAGGCAGUCGGAAUGAAACUCGAUCCGGAGUGAGUUGCUCGGAGCCAAAGCACUGUGCCGCCUCCGCGUGCCGCAUGUUCUGUCCCUCGGGAUUCGCUAGGGAUACCGAAACAGGUUGCUCCGUCUGCCGCUGCCGGGAUCCCUGCGAUGGCCUGGAGUGUCCACGCGGCCAGUCGUGUCAGCUGCAGGAGGUGCAGUGCAAAUCGGAGCCCUGUCCUCCACUCCCGACCUGCAAGAAGGCCAGAUCACUGGCCAAUCUCUGUCCCGCCGGCUUGCCUUUGGCCAUUGAUGAUACAGUGAGACCCUUCCUUUGUGGCAAGGAACCAGGAAAGCCGCAGUGUCCUCCUUUGUAUCAGUGCCUCGUGGAGUCUGGUAAUGAUUAUGGCGUGUGCUGUCCCAGUGCGCUGACCUUCCAGAAACCGGGAGUCUGUCCUUCACCCGAGCAAUCGCAGUACUCCGAACGCACUGGCUACAUGUGUGGAUCUCCCUGCUCCCAUGAUUUGGAGUGCAGGAAUAUGGAGAAGUGCUGCCUGACCAAGGGAUGCCAGUUCAAUUGCCAGCAGCCUGGAAAUGUCACCGGUUGUCAUCAGGCCAAGGCUCUCGCGGAUAUCCUGGCGAUUAAUGAGAGGGAGGGACGAGGCUAUGUACCCGAGUGCAAUGGUCCUGGAGGUCAGUUCUCGCCAAGACAAUGCUCCCGCAAUGGACUCGUCUGCUGGUGUGUGGAUCCCCGAACGGGUCACAAGAUCAAGGAGACCAUGGGUGCGGCCAAUAAUGUAAACUGCGAUGGUUGGGAGAACAUGAUCAGCAGGUCGUAUGCCAGGAGCUUCCAGAUGGAGCAGUGCGACACCAAUAUCUGCGCCGCCGUCUGCGAGUACGGAUUCAAGAACGACCACAAUGGCUGUCCCACCUGCGAAUGCUCGGAGCCCUGCGACGGCUUCAAGUGCUCCAUUGGCUCCCAUUGCGAGGUGGCCACCGAUCCGCUGUGUGAAUCCGGCUCCUCUCUCUGCGCCUCCUGGCCCGUCUGCAAACCCGACCUCGUUUACUCCAAUCCCUGCGACGUGGGCACCCCACUUUCCGACGCCGCCACCGGUGAGGUUAUGUACUGCUUUGAGGAUCGUCAGGGACGCAGCUUCCAGCCAACGGCCUUCUUUGAACCCGAGCCAGAGUCGCAGUCCAAGCAGGGUCGCUCCAUGAGCAAUAGGAUUAUGUGCCCGGAGCAGUACAAGUGCACCAAACUGCAUCGCGAAACGGAGAAUGUGUGUUGUCCAGUGCCGGAGAAAACAACUCCUGCUGAAGAGGCAACGGGAACGCAUCAGCAAACCAUGUGCGAAUAUUUGAGGGACUUUUCGGAACGCAUGGAGGGCACCGAAGAGGGCAUGCAGCUGGCGGUUCCCUCGCCACGUUGCACCACCGAUGGCGACUACGAGGGUCGCCAGUGCCAGCUGAAGAAGAUUAGGGUUACCCGCGCUGAACAACGCAAGAUUCUCGAGGAGAACACCAUUCGGCGGAUGAGGAUGCUGCUGGCCAGUGCUGCUCCCAGUCUACCCAAGCGAUCGCGUCGGGAUUUGGAACGCCUGAAGCUUUAUCGAGUGGAAGAUAGUGCCCUCAAAGUCCAGGUGGCUGCUCCCGUCAUGGGUCGCAGUGCCAAGGUGAUCGACAUGGGUGCCGAUCGCCAGCAGGGAUUGGGUCAGCUCUUCGAAACGGAAUUCAAGAAGGUAGCCUCGGCUUCUAAGCGACCCCCAGAGAACGAGGAUGAGCUGGUGGAGAUGGAAGUGGAGCAAUGCUGGUGUGUUGAUAGUUUUGGUACGGAGAUUCCUCGCUCCCGGGCCUACAAUGUCAGCGAGGAUAAUUGCCGGAGUUUGAGGGAGGAUUUGGACUGCCUGGAUCUCACCUGUCGCAUGGGUUGCGAAUAUGGUUUUGCCCUGGAUCCCGAUACCCGCUGCCCGGCCUGCCAGUGCCGUGAUCCCUGCGAGAAUGUCGCCUGUGGCUCUGGCAAGGAAUGCCGCGUGGUGGACGUGAGCUGCGAGGGUGAGUACUGCCCCCCGGUGCCCGCCUGCCUGCCCAGGAAGCCGGGACAGUGUCCUUAUUUGGUUCCCCCGGGUCCCGAUAACCUGGAUGCCAACACCUGCGCCUACGAGUGCCGCACCGAUGCCCAUUGCGAGGGAGCCCGUCGCUGUUGCUCCAAUGGCUGUGGCACCCAGUGCGUGGAUCCGCAGCUGAAGACAGCCUGCCAGCAUCUGCAGGCCAUCCAGCUGCAUCAGAGCUCCGAGCUGGGCAUUCCCGCCCGUCAAAUGGCAGUGGCCCAAUGUGAUCCGAAGAGCGGAAAAUGGGAGCAGGUCCAGUGCUCACCCGAUGGUCACUGCUGGUGUGUGGACAAUCAGGGCAAGAUUCUCCCCGGCACUCGGGUGAAAUCUUCUGAGACGCCCAAAUGUCAGGAGAACUCAAGUUACGCCUGUCCAAAGUCCAAUUGCAGUAGCAGCCUUCAGUGCGAAAGUGGCUACCAAAUGGACUCGAAUGGUUGUCCCACUUGCGAGUGCAGAAACUACUGCCAGGAGGUGAGCUGCUCGGCGCACGAGGAGUGCCAACUGAUCAACGUGGAGUGCGUGGACACCCCGUGUCCCAAGAUGCCCAUCUGUGUGCCGCGUCGCGCCUCCGUUUGUCCCGAGGGCAAUCCCCUCCAGCAAGGCGACCUGGACAUGAGUUGUGGUCCCCACAAUGAGCACGAAGCCUGUCCCACCACCCACUCCUGUCAGCUGAAUCCGGUCAGCAAUCGCGGCGUCUGCUGCUCCAAGACCCGCGAUGUUUGCUUCGAGUCCAUGGACAAUGGCUGUCUGGCCUCUGGCAAAACGGAAAGGAAUAGCACGCGCUAUAGGUUCAGUCCCAGGGCCAACAAGUGCCUGCCGGUGAUCAUUGAUGCCGAGGCUCCCGCCUGCCAGACCAAGAACCUCUUCCACAACGAACUGGCCUGCAACUCUGUGUGUCCAGUGCUCACCCAAUGCGAACGCCUGAAGCUCAAGAACAGUCUGGCUGCCCAGCGAACGGGACACUCCUCCGUGUGGUUCCAGCCACGUUGCGAUCCCGUCACCGGUCACUGGAGUCCAGUGCAGUGCCUGGGCAAGCAGCCCCAACCUCUGGACAGGCACACCGAGAUUGUGAGUCGCGCCUUUGCCUCCGAACCGGCAGCCGCUGGCGAGGAUUCUCCCGGAGUUUGCUGGUGUGCGGACAAGAAGGGUGCUCCUUUAAAGGGAACCCUCACCAGGGAAACGGAACCCAUUUGCAACAGUCGACAGGCUCGUAAUCGCAAGGUAGAUAUUGGAGAUCCCCUGAUGGAGCAACUGAUUGCGCAGCUGACCCAACUGAAUGAUGUGGCUAGCGAGGAUUUGGAUUUCGAUGAACUGGAGGCCAGAAUUCUACCCGCCACCGCCAGUGCAGCGGAGUCAAGUGUUACCGAAAGAGUGCUCGAGCUGGCCAACUCCCUGCUGGACUCACAGUUGUCCGUGGAGCAGGCCACCAUGAAGCCCAUGGAGGUGAAGACCACCCGUUGUCGAGCUCUCAAGGAAACGGCACCGUUUCCGGUGAGCUGCGAUGAGGCGGGAGCCUUCCAUCCCCUGCAAUGCAAUGGCAGGAGUUGCUGGUGCGUGGAUGCGGCGGGCAAUCAACUGCAGGCCACCCACAUCUUUGGAGCCGGCGAUCGUCGUUGCACUCAUGUGCCCAUCGAGGCGGUGGCCAUUGAACUGCAUCUCACAAACAGCAGCGGGCGGAGUGUGAGGAAUGCCUAUGACACCAUCAGAAGGGAAUUGCAGCAGUUGCUGGGUGGCGAAUCCGUGGAGAAUCUCCGGGUGCAGGAGAACUUUGAUGGCUCGGCCAUCGUCCGUUUUGAGCUGCACAACGAGGCCAAGGUGGAUUUGGCCUUUGCCAUCGAAGCAGCCAUUUCCUCGGGUGAUUUCCGUUUGGCCGGAGGUCACUUUCUGCCCGACUUGACCCGCUCCCACUUUGUCCAUCGAAGUGCUGCCGUUCCAGUCGCCCAGGCGGCCACCUCGCAGGAUGAGUCCAUUCAGCUGGUGCUCUUCAUCAUGGCCACCAGUUCCGCCUUCCUGGUGAGCAUAUUUGUGGUCUAUGUGAUGCUGAAGAGGAGCAGGAACCUCAAGGCCUCGAAUCCGUAUGUCAAAGGAGGCGGUGGGAAUGGUGACAAACCCGUGGACUACUCCGCUCCCAUCUUCGUGCUGGCCAACGACAAGGACGCCCAUGGACUGGACAGCCUGAAGGGGUUCAAGGCGUAGGUUGAGUUCCAUUGUUGAGUUAUCUAAAUCAAUUUGUAAAUAAAAGAGAGCAAAUUAAGGAUUUACUUUUAGGGGGGAGGAGUGAGGGAGUCCCACUAUCGAAUACUUGUACUUAAACUAAGACGAUUAAUUUAUGAAUAAAGCUUUAAAAUUGAA
Drosophila takahashii is the source of this 4742-nucleotide messenger RNA. RefSeq lists its product as uncharacterized. Gene Ontology annotation, cellular component: extracellular region. The record is from RefSeq and is a predicted model, not a curated record. Gene Ontology annotation, molecular function: serine-type endopeptidase inhibitor activity. Lineage: Eukaryota; Metazoa; Arthropoda; Insecta; Diptera; Drosophilidae.